AUGUCUGUAAAACAAAGUGAACUUCUGGACUUGUACGAGACAGGAAGGAAAUUAGGUUACCAGAAGGAAGAACUUGAAGAAUGGGUUGCCAGAGCUUUCCGGCAAAACGAAGAAAGGGACGCAAGAGCAGAGGAGAGAAGAGAAAAGUUCAGAAUGCAGGAAGAAGAAACACAGUUCAAAAGAAGAAUGGAGGAACUGCAGGUGACAGCAAAAAUCAAGAUGGAGGAACACGAAUCUAAGGCACGAAUUGCAAAGGAGUCCAAAACAGCUGAAGCCAACGACGAACCCAACAUCAGAAAUACAAGGCGCACAAAAAUGCAGAAGUUUGUUGAAGGGACAGACAGAAUGGAUUCAUUCAUCCAUAGGUUUGAAAUGCUGAUGAGGCUGGAAGGCGAAUCCCAGAAAGAAUGGGCCAGAGAACUCCUCAGCCUAGUGGGUGGAAGAGCACUAGAUGCGCUGCAGGUGCUGAAUGACAAGGAUGUGGGAGACUACACCUUGCUGAAAAAGACUCUUCUAGAGUUUUACCAAUGCAGUGAGGACGACUAUAGAAGUAAAUUCCACGCUCUGAAACCACCGAACGACGGCAACAUGAAACAAUUUGUCGGCGAGGUGAAAGCUACUUUCGAGAAAUGGUUUCAGUCCUCAGGCAUUGAGGAAUCUUUUGAGAACUUGAAACAGUUCAUCAUAAUAGAUAAAAUAAUUUCGUCGGCUGGGGAAAAUCUCUUUGCAUUCCUCCAAGAAAGAAAGCCCAGACAUGUGGACGAAGUCCUGUACCUAUGCCAAAGAUACGUUGCUGCUCAUCCUGGCGAAAGUUUGCAAAAAGCUCCUGUGGAUCAAGCAAGUGCAUUGUUUGUCACAACGGAAUCCAAAUUUACAGAAUCUAGUACAACAGAUUCAAGACAGAGUAUAAGAUGCUAUACAUGUGGUAGAUUUGGACACGUGGCGAAACAAUGUAGAGACACAGGCAGAAGAAUUUAUAAGAAAAAGGAAGUAGUGGCUUAUGUAGGCGGGCUAGAUAACAACCUGUCACCAUAUGUCAGCCCUGCAAUCGUAAACGGCCAUUACAUCCAGGCAGCCCUAAGAGAUACAGGGGCCACAAAAUGUGUAGUGUUGGCAAAGUUGGUGAAUCCUAAUCAAUAUUGUAGGAAACGUUGCAGAGUUCAAGGUUUUGGUGGCCACAUUAAGGAGUAUCCGACGGCCAAAGUACAUAUCAACUCCCCAUACUUCAACGAAAUGGUGGAAGUAAUAGUGGUGGAUGAAGGACCAUUUGAACUGCUGAUAGGAAAUGUUCCUAACAUUGGUUUUCCAACAGAGUCUCAAAUUACCAAAUGGAAAGAAACUUAUAGCUGGUGGCCGAGACAAGUAGAAGUAGAGGAUAUGGAACAACUAAACCGAUGUCAUGAAAAUACAAAUGUAGUACAAGAAACGAUACACCAAGUAGAAACCAGGCAACAAAAACUAAUCCGAGAACAAAGAAAUGAUAAGAAAGAUACUGACCAGAUAGAUGAUAAACCCAAACUUUCAGUUGACUUUUUCUGCAAUCCAUUUCAAAACGGCCUACCAUCAAUAGCUGACCUUCGUGAUAGCCAGAUGAAUGACAUGGAGAUCGCCAACAUCAUCCACAAGCUACAAGGUGGCGAUACAAAAAUAGGCCAACAAUAUGCCAUGCAUAAUGACAUUCUUGUCAGAAAGUGGACAGAAAAAUCAUCACUUAAUGGCAGCACUGACGAACAGACCCUUAAAAUUGUCAUACCUAAUGUGUUCCGGUCUGAAAUAUUAAGGCUUGGUCAUGACAUCCCUAUGUCCGGACACUUAGGGAUUGACAAAACACGGCGACGCAUAUACAAACAUUUCUACUGGCCAGGCAUUAACAGAGAAAUAGCUGAGUACUGCAGAUCAUGUCAUGCCUGCCAAAUCACAGGAAAGCCUAAUCAAUCGCCUCCAAAAGCGCCUCUUCAAGAGAAUAUAACACCAAAAGAACCAUUUUCACACAUCCUUAUGGACUGUGUUGGUCCAUUGCCAAGGUCAAAACGAGGAAACCAGUACCUUCUUACCAUAAUGUGCAAGACUACGCGCUAUCCAGAGGCAGUACCAUUGAGAAACAUCAAGGCAACAACCAUUGUGACAGCAUUGUCAAAAUUCAUCACAACGUUCGGGUUGCCAAAGGUUAUACAGACCGACCAAGGCAGCAAUUUUAUGUCAGACAUCUUCCAACAGGCACUUCGCCAGAUGGGAAUUGAACACUCGGUUUCAACGGCAUAUCACCCCGAAAGCCAGGGUGCCAUCGAACGCUUUCACCAAACACUGAAAAACAUGGUGAGAACGUACGCUGAGACCGAGACAAACACUUGGGAUGAAAACAUUAACUUCUUACUGUUUGCUCUACGCGAUGCCCAGCAAGAAUCGACAGGGUUCAGUCCAUUUGAACUUGUGUUUGGACACUCGGUACGAAGUCCAUUGAAUAUAAUUAAAGAAAACUGGAUACCAACUAAGGAGGAAACGAAAGACUUGAGGGUAUAUGUUAGAGAUCUAAGGGACAAACUCUUUAGAAUUAAUGACUUGGCUUAUAGCAAUCUUAGAGAAAGCCAAAAUAAGUCCAAAUCUAUUUAUGACAAGAAGGCCAAACAAAGACAGUUUAAAAUAGGUGACAAAGUAUUAUUGGAAACGGCAACGGAAGGUGAUGCCCUUCAGAAAAUGUAUGAUGGGCCAUACGAGGUAGUGGGCAAGGAAAGUGAUGUCAACUACACCGUACAUGUCCCUGGUAAAAGAAAAGGAAAAAUUCGAUAUCACAUAAACAGGUUAAAGAAAUUUCACGAAAGAUCCUCAGAUCAGGCAACUGUACUAGCUAUUAUAAAGAGUUCAGUCCCCAUGGGAAAAGAGAACCAGGUAUAUGCAGAUACCGUUCUCGACAAAGAAAUCCCUACAGUUAAGAUAAAAAAUUCUGAAGCCCUGUGUAAGUUGUCAGAAAAAUUAGAACAUCUUAGUCAACGAGAAAGGGAAGCAAUCAGUGAUUUAAUCGAAGCGUACCCGCAGCUGUUUUCUGAUGUGCCAAAGCAGACAAACUUAGUGAUACAUGAAGUUAAUGUAGGGGAUGCAACUCCUGUGAAGCAACACCCUUACAGACUUCCUCUCGCCCAAUCUCAAUUCCUAACUUCUGAGAUAAACUAUAUGCUGGAAAAUAACAUUAUAGAAAGAAGUGAAAGCCCAUGGAGCUCACCAUGCGUGUUGGUACCUAAACCUGAUGGUACAUAUAGAUUCUGUACUGACUAUAGAAAGGUGAAUCUAGUGACCAAAGCAGAUGCAUUUCCAAUUCCCCGCAUUGAUGACUUAAUCGAUCGAGUUGGACAGGCCACCUAUGUAACAAAAGUCGAUCUCUUGUCUGGGUAUUGGCAAGUUCCUUUAUCGGAGGAGGCGAAACAAGUUUCUGCCUUUUGCACUUCAGAUGGCCUAUAUCAGUACAAAGUUAUGCCUUUUGGUAUGAAAAACGCUCCAGCUACUUUCCAGAGGUUGAUGAACAAAGUUAUUGCCGACAUCCCAAACUGUUCAGCCUAUCUUGAUGAUUUAGUCAUAUACCAUGAUGACUUUGAUGCUCAUCUGGCUUGUCUAAGGACUUUAUUUCAAAAGCUGACGAACUCUAAUCUUACUAUUAACCUUAACAAAUGUGAUUUCUGUAGAGCAGAAAUACAAUAUUUAGGCUACAUUGUGGGUAACGGGAAAGUUAAACCUAUUCAGGCUAAAGUGGAAGCCAUUCAAGAGUACCCUGUACCUAAAUCUUUAAAGGAAGUCAGAAGGUUUUUAGGUAUGACAGGAUACUAUCGUAAGCUUUGCUGUAAUUAUUCAGUUAUAGCUGUCCCAUUAACUGACCUCCUGAAAGGGAAAAGGAAAUUUCAGUGGAACACUUCUGCUCAAAGAGCUUUUGAAGAGCUGAAAUGUGUUCUCAGUACAGCCCCAGUUUUAAAAGCAAUUGACCAUUCUAAACCUCUCAUUUUGCAUGUUGAUGCAUGUGACUCUGGGGUGGGUGCGGUCUUGACCCAAACCGAUGAAACUGGCAAUGAACACCCAAUAUCAUUCUUUUCCCAAAAAUUUAAGUCGCAUCAGAUGCACUAUGCUCAUCUGGCUUGUCUAAGGACUUUAUUUCAAAAGCUGACGAACUCUAAUCUUACUAUUAACCUUAACAAAUGUGAUUUCUGUAGAGCAGAAAUACAAUAUUUAGGCUACAUUGUGGGUAACGGGAAAGUUAAACCUAUUCAGGCUAAAGUGGAAGCCAUUCAAGAGUACCCUGUACCUAAAUCUUUAAAGGAAGUCAGAAGGUUUUUAGGUAUGACAGGAUACUAUCGUAAGCUUUGCUGUAAUUAUUCAGUUAUAGCUGUCCCAUUAACUGACCUCCUGAAAGGGAAAAGGAAAUUUCAGUGGAACACUUCUGCUCAAAGAGCUUUUGAAGAGCUGAAAUGUGUUCUCAGUACAGCCCCAGUUUUAAAAGCAAUUGACCAUUCUAAACCUCUCAUUUUGCAUGUUGAUGCAUGUGACUCUGGGGUGGGUGCGGUCUUGACCCAAACCGAUGAAACUGGCAAUGAACACCCAAUAUCAUUCUUUUCCCAAAAAUUUAAGUCGCAUCAGAUGCACUAUAGCGUGGUAGAAAAAGAAGCACUGGGUCUUGUUUUGACAGUUCUUCAUUUCAGCUACUAUAUAAAUAGUAAUCUGUAUCCUGUAACAGUAUACACAGAUCAUAACCCCCUAACUUUCAUUAACCAAAUGAGGGGGAAGAAUCAACGGAUCCUGAGAUGGAGUUUGACUCUCCAACCGUUUGAUCUAAAUAUUGUACAUGUAAAAGGGAAAGAGAAUGUAGUUGCUGACGCUCUGUCAAGAGUGUAG
Biomphalaria glabrata is the source of this 4872-nucleotide messenger RNA. RefSeq lists its product as uncharacterized. Bases 1 to 4872 code for a protein of 1623 amino acids. Gene Ontology annotation, molecular function: aspartic-type endopeptidase activity; nucleic acid binding; zinc ion binding. Gene Ontology annotation, biological process: proteolysis; DNA integration. The transcript has a single exon. The record is from RefSeq and is a predicted model, not a curated record. Lineage: Eukaryota; Metazoa; Mollusca; Gastropoda; Planorbidae.